AUGAAGAAAAGUGAAAAACAGAUACAUGAGAGAUUCCAACAGAAAACCGCUGGUCAUUUACAUCCGAGCAUGCCAAACUACAGUGUACCAGUAUAUGUAAGUAAAUGCAGCAACAAUCAUAUUUACUUGUGACCAAUGAGGCUGUUUGGGUGACAGGUUUUUUCCUCACUAAAUUUGCUCUCGGCUGCAUGUCUUACUCCAGAGAAGAAAACGUGUUCUUCCGCCCAUGUAUCCUUGGGAAGAAGUUGUUCAGAGAAUAUGUUAUAAUAAAUGAUCGUCAUGUUAACUUCAGUGACUUGUCCCCAAUCGCCUUCCUAUUCCUCCCUCCCAUCACACCCUGCGCAAAAGGGUGUUUGAAUUUCGAAAGAAUUUAUUUUGUAACAUUUGGCUGCGUGCAAACGGACGCAUGUUGCGUGCGUGUUGGCAGUGGUCUGCAUACGGAUGCAACAACUCCCAACAAUGUUGGUACCUGCAGUGCAUCGUGGAAUGAUACAACCCAUAACUCUUUGUAAACCAUGCGUAAUGAGCGUGCGUGGUUCCAACAAUGUUGGAAGAGCUGUGCAAACGGAUCCAACAUUGUUGCUCUCCUUUGGCGAUCACGGAACAAAAGAAAUUUUGCGCAACAACACGCAACAACAUUCAACAACAUGCAACAGGGUGUGCAAACGGACGCAAGAUGUAACAUCCAACAGUCCUGGGAGUUGUUGAUCAACAAUGUUGCGUCCGUUUGCACGCAGCCUUAUGUUAUGUAAUAAUAUAAUUCUCAUGAUCUUUCUGUAUUUGUACCGUAUCUCAUUCCAGGAAUGGACCAUCAUUAACACGUAUAAAGAUCCUGCCAAUAUCGUAUCACUGUGCCUCCCGCGGUUACCAACGCCUAAAAUAGAUUUCUCACCCAUCAGUAACGUCUUAACAUACCCUGCAUCAAUCUUGCUGGUUCAAUAUGACGAUGAUAAGCUUCAAAUGUUGACCAGGUAGUGUUUUAGUUUAAUUUUACAGUCAGUAACUGCAGUAGGUAUAAGAUAAGAUUUUAAGUCGUACACUUUAGUCACUGGAAUAGUCAAAAACGUUUUUUCUAAUCAUCCCCUGGUUUAAGAGAACACUUUAAUGGCAAUAUCUGACUGGUUGUGCUGUGUAGUGAAUAACAUGAACGCUUGUUCAAGCUCGUCAGUCAUCAGGCAGAAUUAAAUUUUAAAGCAUCUGCAAUCCUGAUUGCCAUACAGUAAUCAGGUUGAUGCAUGCAUAACAGCCAAGUGGCUCUAGAGCCCUGAUAAAUGAGUUGGAGCCCUCCAUUUUAUCAUUCUAGAGUGGCACCGGUUGAACGCUGCCUAAGAUACCUUUUAUCACAAUUCAUUUACUAAAUUUACAUGUACUUGCCUUAGGCUGAAUUAGUUUGAGAUAGUGUAAGAGCGUUACUGCAAUCUGACUUUGAGUGAAGGUGAAUAAUAUAUAACAGCGAAGGCAUUAGUUUUUGUUAAUUCAUGCCUUAAAAAACCUAUCACUUUAAAAAAGCUGUUUAUCUGUCUAUCACUUAAAAUUUCAUUUUGCAUUUCCUUUUUUCAAAGUACAAAGCAAGCAGCCUGUAAAACGAUCACACUUGACGUUCCUACUCAUCACACGGAUGACGGAAAGAGAGUUUGUUACUAAACUGUUGAUGCUUUCUACCUUUCAGUGUUGGCCUGAAACUGAUUGGUUCAUUUCGCACAAAACCUCAAAGUUCUGACGCUGACUUGGGUAGGUAUUAGUGAUGGUACUACAUAUAUAGGUACAGAUCAUAUGUUAAUCUAUACGCACCCACUUCGUGGAACGCUUUCAGGCCCCGACCGAUAUUACUGAAUCCGCAACUUUUUCUAUUUCGGCUACACUACGCAGUACAACAUGAAUAGAAAAACCAUUAGGUUUAUUUUGGCUGUUCCGCCGACCUCCGCAGAUAUAACAAUACAUUAUACAACAACUUCUAUUACAUUCAAAUAUGUGGUGUAAGAACUAGAACAGAGCUGAGCGACAGUUUACACAGAAUACUGUCAGAACAGAGGCCAGAAAAAACCUGCCGGAAAAAAACCUCAACAAGGAAGAAAACUAGGCAGGAAAUCUGGGUAGGAUCCAUGGCUCAUGCUCUGAAAAGCCCAUCCUACGAAGGCUACACGGCUGGAAGGACUUUGCCCUUAUUUACAAAACAAGUAUUCCAACAAAGGACGGCAAACUCUAAAUAAUUUAAGGAAACGCAAACAAGCUAAGAAACCCCUGGAAAAAUCGAACUGCAACUAGUAAAUCAAAUAUAUACUAAAAUAAAUAAAUAAAUAAAAAAUAACAUGAGCUAGACGAGGUGUCGGCCUAGGAUGCUUUCCCACAGGAUAAGCAUCCUUUUUAUAGCGCUCCAUUCUACCCAUACUGCACUUCAACUGCCCCAGUCCCCACUGCUCCCGUGCCGCAGAAAUAUUUCAUUUCCGGCUAAUUCGUAUCCACUCAAACGCCGGAAAUUCCAUUUUCGGAUACGGCUUCCGUCCACACGUAUUCGGUGAAUCCGGCAUACGAAUCCGCAACUUUUUUAAUCUGCUCUUCAGAGUGGAAAUUUUGGAAUACGCUAUAAAUCCGGAAUCAUGUGGACAGUAAAUCCGGAUGUUUUUUUCCAGUGACGUAACAAUUAAGAUCGAGCCUAGGGCCGGGUUGUUCAAAGCAGGGUUAACCCAGGGUUAGUGCAAAAUUUCAGUUCAGGUAUGAAAGCUUAAAAAGCAAAUUCAGUUUUAUCCUUUUUGUCUACAACUUGAUGAUUUGAUGCUGUAAAAAGAAUCGAGAAAAUCAUCCGGGAAAAUGCUUUUGAACAAAGAAAAAGAAACGCAGGUUAAAAUUUAACCCUGGGUUAGCGUAACCUGAGAUCAGGCUCUAUUUUCGUUUCGCUUUUUCAGCGGUAGCAGUUAGAGAGAAUGUAUGAGAACCGCUCAAAUUGGGCCUGUUCUCAGGUUAGGGUCAGCGCUAAUCGGCCUUCAAACAACUGGGCCCAGUUUUUUACCGUGAAUACUGUAUUCAAGAUGGCAACCUCGGUCCCAAGUUCUCUCAAGGAAGAGCAAGAUGCAUGCUCCGUUGCCAAUUUUUCCAAAGGAAUUCUGGGUACAAGAGUGAAUCCGAAUACCUUUCGGAUACCCCUGGACGGGCGAAUUCGAGUUGAAUACGGAUACGUGUGGACGUAGAAAUUUUUGAAUCCAGAAAGAAAAAGUUGCGGAUUCAAAAACAUCGGUUUCGUGUAGACGGGGCCUCAAUCUGUUCAACUCUCCGCUACCUUUUCACUCAGUCACCUUCUUCCACCGAUAAGAAUUUUUUAAUAGUUGGUCUGUUAACUAUAUUUCAUGCUCCAAACCGUCAAUAACUAAUUAAACCUUCCACAGGUAUCCCAGCCAAGAAAGCCCGCACGUUAGGACCAAGCUACAGCUCAGGAUGCCUCGGUGCCAUCAGUUAUUCCCCUUGUUGUUGCUGCCUUAUGGGAAUUACCAUGACCGGAGAUGUGCGCAUGUUCAAACUGCAUCACCUGGCAGGCAAAGGUAAGUGUUAAUUAAUUGAGUCUCAGUAAAUUGUAGUGAUCUCUAUCUGAUGAUUCUGGAGGGGGACGGGAGGUUGUUUAGUUAGGUACAUUGCUGCAAUCAUUUUGAACUUCACAGAUUCGAGAAUUUAAAGGACGUUGAUGGUACUGAGGAGACCUGAUUGGAGGCAGGUUUGUUAGUUCAUAUCCCCAAUUAAUUGAGGAGAGAUACUAACCGGCGUAGAAAAAUCUAGAUCGAAGUGUAUUCCUGUUCUACAGUUGAUGCGACCAAUCGAAUAUGCCAUAAGAGUGAGCAACAGAACACGAACACGUAAGAAGAAAGCAUUGUUCACCUACUGCAUAACUUUUUGAAUUUCGUGCUUUUUAACGUUUUAAUAGUAUUCGCACUAUGUGAUUGAUUUUCUGCACAUCAAAACGCGCAUUUGAUCUUUUCAUUUUAUUUCAUAUAACUCAAUUAAUUAAUUAAUUAUUGAUUUUUUUGUAAGAGACAAUGGUAUUUUAUAAUGGGUGUGAGGAUGUAGUAAUCCACGAAUACUUCCGUUGCGGAGUUCAAGGAAGCGUCUGACGCGCCGAUUUUGCCUGGAUAAGACAUACAUCAGCCAAAUCUACAUGUAACGUUCCUGCUUCAGAGCGUUAGCCUAGCAGGCGCUUGGAAGUAAUGGGUGCAAGAAACAACGAGGUGGUUGAGGGAGACAUACAUAUCUCCGACGUCGUCGCGCGGCCCGUUCUUUCCCGCAUAUUACUUUCUAGCGCCUACUACAUGCGCGGGCUGUCAUUUUUUAAUAACUGUGAUCACAUUUGUCAACAGACAGUGAAUUUCACGGUGGGAUGCGACUCAAGCGCAGCCUGACAGACUUGCUGCAAUACUGUCUUCUGACGGGAUGGGAGUGGUGGGAUGUACUUAUGGCGGCACACCUUGGAACACCAACAGGUUACAGAUUUUGUUAUCGCUUUCUUGAGUAAAGCAGACAUCGGGAGAAAUGGCUAUUGAUCUCGUGACAUUAACUUACAGUCGAAGAAAGUUUGUGGGCUUUUUAUAUCCCCAACUGGCCUAUUUUUAUUCAUAACGGUGGAAGUCACUAUACAGCCCUGUCUUAAAAACUCCUGCCCGCAGUCGGCAGCCCUGUGGGCCCCCACCAUAUCGUUGGUUACCAUGAACGCGCAGCAGUACUCUUCAUCGUGGAGUGCGCGGGUAACACUAACAAUAGCUGAAUCUCUCUACUGUUUCUCUUUUGUGUGGCCAAAUCGCACCUUUACGCUUUUAAGUGCUCCAUACCUCACUGUUAGAAGUUUUAGGGCCUGUUUGCAUGGGUGCCCCACCUCCAUAUAAACAGGCCCUCAGAGCGCAAAGAAUUUAUGCGAAAAUCACUUGAUACCACAGUCCGGGUAUCUGAACAUAUAACUGACUCUACGAUGUGUCUAAAAUUGAAAAUCAAUCUCAAUCUCUCUCUCUUUUAAUUCGACAUCGAGAUUGAGAUUCAUUUCAGUAUGGUUGCUUGCUUGCAGCUACACUUUGUCUGUAGUAUGGGAAAGAAAUCUUUUCAAACCCGAAUCAUUUACAAACCAGCUUGUUUCAGUGAGGCAAGCCAGAGAAAAACGCACAAAAGCAUGAAACUUUGAAAAUCUUGUCAGUGUUCCACUUUCCAAUCGUACUUUCUGUAAAAUAAUUUCACAACCCUCGGGGUCCGCGCGUUAAUAUUGGCCUUAGAAAGAGGAGGAUAGGCUGCGACCGAAGACGUAUUUCCGGUGGUCGCUUUUCUCCCUCCGAAGAAUAAUUUUCGGAGGGAGAGAAGCGACGACCGGAAAUACGUCUGUGGUCAAACCUCUCCGUUUAUAAGCCCUUCUAAAACCCUUUAUAAGCCGCUGAUAAGCGGCGGCGGUUUACGGUUUAUGAUUUAUUCUUUUAUUCACGUCACGCAAUCUGUUGUUGCAUUACUUAGAAACACUAGAUGCGGUUUCAAGACAACUAACAGAUGAAUUCAGCAUCCAGGAAAUCGCUCAACAGCAGAUUCAUUGUUCCCGGUUCAGAGCCAUCAAGGCCAGUCUCCACAAGUGUAUGAAAGACGGUGCAGGACAGGCGGUUGACUGUUAUGUUCGACAGCUUCUUGUUGCCAUAGCAACGACCUUUAGGUCCCUGCUUAGAUCAUCACACGGCGCCGCUGACCAGUUUGCUAGUAAGUUUUCCUUUUGCUGACAUAUUGAAUGACGUGACUUCCCGGCUCUCUAAAGGCAAGUGCUGUUUGAAUGGCUGAGUGUCUGUGUGGAUUGUAGCCUGUUUCAGGUUCCAAGAUACUGAAGUCAGAAAUCGUGAAAACGCCCCCACUAUCCGAGAGCCUGGAAUAGGUUAUUUGGAUUUUUAAGAGAUGUAGACUUACUUGCAACCUGCCAAGAAUGAAAAUCCACAACCAUAAACUUUGACAACGUUUUGCACAGGGGCUCAGACACGAAAUCUCUGUCCCCCAAAUUCACAUCUGACCAUACAGUAAAAGUAGGCCCAACACUCCUGAUCCACACUUAGAAAAGGAGUGACGUACUUACUUUCUGCUAGAUGAAUUUGAUUUGCGAUUUAAUACCUUUCUCGUUUUCUGGUGAAAGCUAGCACCGGCAUGCACAGGACUUGUCUUAAUCAACCCGAAUUUAGUUAGUUUAAUAAAUAAUUAAAUAAAUAACGAUUUAGAGGUAGCACAUCCACGUAGUGGUUCUUCGUCAUAUCAUUCCUGGUCGAAUUGAAAUUUGAAAAUGUUGGGUUUUUAGGAGAUAGGAACACUCCAGCACCCGGAGAAAAAGCUCUAGGAGCGAAGUAGAGAACCAACAACGAAGUCAAACCAGAUAUGGCUGGUAUGGAUUUUAACCAGGGCCACCGUGGUGUUAGGCGAGUUCAUGAUCUCACCACUGCGCCAUUCUUGCUUGCUCCCUAAGUUAAAGUUAAUCUUUUCUUUGUUCAAUUUUUUAAAGAGAUGUCAGCGAAUCAGGAUGUGGAAGUAGACAAGGUCAUUCAAGUUUUGGAUACACGGGAAUUAGCUCUAGAAAACAGUAAGCCACAGAGACUAAGUAAAUUAAAAUACUCUUCAGUAUGGUUGGGAAAAUAAUAUUUAAAGUAGGGGUCUGUUGUUUAGAAUUGAGUACCGACCUGUUGAUUUCCUGAUAUAGUAAGAUUCGGCGAAACAUUUUGAGAGGUGAUAUGGGCAUCCCCUUCUCAUAUUACCUGCUGGGAAACUGCCCACCUACCCCUCCCCUAAGAUGACAUUAGCGAGCUUAAGAAAAGACGUUUUUGAGCGACGCACGUCAACCGGAAGUAAGCCUUUCUUCCUUUUUAUAUGCCUUGACGCUAACAAAUCUGUAUUGCUAAGUUUCUUUUCUCUUAAAAAGACGAUUUACCCGAGUGUUUCACACAAACCAGUGCCCAGUGAUAUAAAAAGUCCACUUCCGGUUGACGUCCGUCGCUCAAAAACGCUGUUGCUUAAGCUCCCUAAUAACACGUACUUCUCACUUAGGUCAAAAUGAUGGCUUAGGGGAGGGGUAGGUGGGCAGUUUCCCAGAAGCCUAAAUUUUUUGCGGUAGCAGAUUUUCAAUCUGCACUUUGUAACAAUAAUAGAAGUAACCAAUAAUUUUUGGCGAAGUCUUAGAACCCUUUAAGUCCCGAGAGUGACAAACAUCAAUUUUCUCCUUAACAAUAUCAAUACCCAAUCAAGAAAAUAGGUUGUGAGAAUUAACAAUGCUUUGAUCUUUUAUCAAACUCUCUCAACUUUUCUAUAUAGAAAUGUAUAGAGAUCAGUUAGGAGAAUUUGUAUGUGGAUAUUAGGGCUUAGAGGGUUAAUGGACAGCCAUCUCUCAGUUUUCUCAGUCGUAUUUUAGCUCGUCGUUUCUCACUUUACUGUCGUAACUUGCAUUGCGUUGAGAAAAUAGAGUAGCAUAAACACUCAAACGUCUUACUGAAUUUUGUUCUUUAAGCAACUGUGUUGUCCAUGUUCCCUCUCAUACAAUGGCUCACUGACCUUGCCAUGUUUGUGGUCGUUACAUUUACAAACCAUCAUAACAAGGAAUCCGCAGGGGUGAGUAGAGUGACAAGAUAUUUCGAGAAAGGUCGUCGGAAAAAAUGUGCACGCGACAAUCCCGAAAGGUAAUAUGGGAUAUGACCAACACACUUCCCGACACUGUAGCUGUCGAGCCUACUUUUGUUACAUUCCUUUAGCACUCGCAAACAUAAGUCCAUGGCCUCUCGUGCCAUUCUUUCAAGUUUCUUUGAAGAACAGUGAACUCAAAACUACCCACAUUAGCUUUCGGGAUUGUCGCGCGCACUUUUUCUGACAACCUUUCUCGAUAUGGCAGUAUUCUGUAAUGGGGUUUGAUGUACGGGGUGGACCGGCGUUAACCUGCGAUUAGGCGUCACGGAAGACAUAAUAGAGAUGCAGUCAAACCCAGUUGAUACGGACACCGGGGGCAUAAAAAGUGUUCGUAUGACCGGGGUUGAAUUUAGUGGGUUGGAUUUAGAGAAAAUUGCUUGCAGGUCUAGUUGAAAAGCUACUUAUGGAAGGUACUGUUAAGUUACUUUCAAUUACACCAAAAAUCGACAGUAAUGGCAUGGAUGCAUGUUGAAAAAAAAUUGUAACUGUUUUUGGUAGUUUGGUGUCGACUUUAUGUGGCAAGACAAAUUUGCCACAUAAAGAUAUUUCAAGGCGCUUACUUGAUAUGUCUGAUUAAUCCGAUUUGCGGCGAGUACUCUGUGCACGGGCAAUUCAGUUAAUACUGAUGAUAUCUGGUGUCAACGCUUCUUUCACUUGGUUUACUUCGCAAUGUGGUUUGUGUCCGUUUUAGGUUAGCCUGGUUCGUGACACAAGCACUUUGAGCACAUUACGUGAAAUGCUGAUUCUCAUUCGUAUUUGGGGUCAAAGUACUCCAAAUAUACUACCUACAAUCACUCCAUCAGCAGGUAAGUUUUGUUUUCGGUCUGUCUACUUGUCUGUUUGUUCUUUGUUUUAAUUAAGUUUUUAUUUUGCCGUUGCUCAAUUUAACUUAGACCUUCCUCAGCACGAAAACGCAAACUAGACGCGUUUGUUAGGAGAUAGGAAGGAACGGCGUUUCUUUAGGUUGCCUUUGAGAGAUAGAGGGGAGAAGCUGCGAGCAGCCUAAAUUUAACUAGGUAAUAGGUCUUGUUUUGUUUGGCGACUUAAGCUGAAUGCUGGUUCAAGCAGACAAUAAAAGACAAAAUGACGCAAGUACAAUAUAAGAAACUUAACGUGGGCGUAUAUGUUCACGCUUUCGCUCGGCGCUCUUUUUCUUUAUUUUUGACUGACACGUUAUAAGGGUGUUUACUUUGGAAAAGAGCUCUUGCUUAAGUCUGUCACGGUAGUACAUGAUUGCUUGUCGACCUUGUUUUUGUGCUUAAACCUUUCACACUGGUCAAAACUGCCACAUAAGCAUGGCAAGAACUAACGUCCUUGGUGUUUUCAUACUAGUGAUUGCCAAAUGCUUAUGUCCUUUAUAUACCAUGUUUCAGACAAGAACGAGUCCCUGGUGUUGCUAUUCAAGAUCUUCACAAAAAUCUGGCUUCUGAGCAGACAAGCAAGCACAGAUGAACAAGAUACUGUUGUUGAGGACAGGUUGGCAGGUAUGUUGUCAGUCGCCUAAACUUGUGGUGAAGAUGAUUUUAACUGUGUCAGACUACGAGAAUUCCGCUGUGUUCCAUAGGCAUACUUAUAAUUAAAAGUCAUCGUCUGUACGUUACACUUACAGAAUUGAGUUGUUUUUAUUGUUGCCGUUGUCCAUACAACUGUGUCAUUUAUUCACUUUUGUCUCCAUUUGUCUUUUAUAGCUGAAGCUGCUCCUCUUAUCCCGAACUCACCGUUUCUUCAGAAUAUGCAAAUACCAAAUUUGAAUAGAGGUAAUACCUUUUAAAAAGAAGUACAUCGUAAUAACAAUAACAAUAAUAGCAAUAAUAAUAAUAGCAACAACAACACUCAUGAUUCGUAGCAAACAGCAAAACUGGUAUACUGUCAAAAAGAUAUGUUCUAUUCUCUGUCGCUGCGCUCAGCCGAAUAGAAAAUAUUUCUGUUAUAAUAAAGUAUGAAGAGGCAAAACAACACAAUAAAGAGCCGCCAGCAAUAGAGAGUUUGCUUGCAAGUCUAGCUGAAAAAAAAAAAAUGGUAUACUGUUAAAAAGAUAUAACUGUAUUUACAACCGCCCGACCUCUAUGUUUCAGAGUGAAAACUUGUCUCUUGUUUUCAUUGAUUUGUUGAAAAGAAGUCCUAAUCCUUUUAUCUGUUGCAUCGAAUCCAAUAUUUCCUUCCAGUUUAUUCCAGUACUUUUUUUUAGUAUGUUAAAAAAGGAAAAUUGAUGUUUGAGAAUUAAAGUAACGUCUUUUGAGAUCAUUCUGUGACAGUUCAUAUAGAAGGAUGCUAUCAUCUGAGUGUUCAAUUUGAUUUCAGGUGUGUCUGGUAAAGCAGUAAGUGGACAAAUCAAACCUGCGCUGUAUCAGUUUGGUAGCCAGCCGGUGUGGUGCACAUCUAAUCAGAUCUUCCACCCAUUUGCCUCCGCCAUUUUCCCGAUAGCUGCUGAUGGCUCACAUACAAUAGAUGUUGUGAGGAGGAUCUUUUUGGAUAAAUCACCAGAGACUAAGCUAAAACAGUGUACUAGGUAUGUUGUGGCUCAGUCGUUGGAACUUUAGCGAUCAUUGUGAUAGCUGAAGUACGCAUGUCAGAAGACUUGAGUUUACUAUCUCAGAUAUGAUUAUCUUUGUCGCUAAUGUUUUAGAUCGCUGGACCUUUUGACCAAUUCAAGCUUAACUAAAAUAUGAUCUCUGUUAGCUCUGUCCACCGUGCUGUAAAGUGUGUAUGUCAUCGGGGCGAAUCGACUUAAUUUCAGGGCAAACGACGUCGAACAAAUGGACUUUCGGCUCAAAGUUGUGAUUAGGUAUAGCCUUGUUAGUGUUCCAUCAUCAAACGCACAAAACCGCAAACAAACAAACGAAAGUCCUGAGUCAUUUAAUGGCGCCCUUUUAAAAGUUUUUCUUGAAAGGACCUGCUCUUUGGCAUUUCUACAAGUUGGUUUAUCAAAUAUGUGUGUCAAAUUGCAUCGCCGUAGGUUAUGGGUUAAAUCGCGUAGUGCGUUUCAUUUUAAUUUUGUUAAAUUACGAUAUCCAUGUUCGUUUUCGCACAGAAGGAAGCACUGUUUCCUCUUAAUCUCUUGAAGGGGAAAAUGUUCAUGGUCUUGUCUCUCGUUUUGUUUUACACAUACAGCAAAAACCAACAGUUCGCUUUUGUCAUCUUAGUGUUUCUCCAGACGACGAUCGGAUAGUAUCCCAUGAUGCAUCUCGCUUUAUCUCAUAUUAUCACUUCGAAUGUGACGUCAUCAUUAUUCUACAGCUCGCGCGAAGUGAAAAGUCGGAGAGCUCGCUAUGGAGUGCUUCCAAACAAGUCGAAGUUCCACAUCUUUUGCUUUCGAAAAUAACUAGUUAGUUUAUAUUCACUGCGUCUCCAAGGAGAAUUUCAGCGUCACUUUGAAAGGCUUUACAUGUAUUUCACUGAUCUGUCGUAAAAUUCAUGUCAGUUUUGUGGAUGCGAUGGACGAAGAAUAGCUCUCGUCCCUGUGACUGUUGAAAAUUCUGCAUUAGACGAUUUAUUUGCUGGCGUUUCUGUUAAACUCUCAGGAGUCGUAUAUGUAAUUCUUGCAGUUUUCCCUAUGGUACUGCGGUAGAGGGUUAUGUUCAACCUUGUCCCCUCGUUGCCUCAUACUCCCCGCGGAAGUGGAGAUACGUUGUAGCCUGGGAAACGAGUGAAGGGGGGGAGGGGGGGGGGCGGGGCGGUGACCUUUGUCUUCUCUCUAAGGCCUCGGAUAUUUUUGAAAACGAGAUUAAUUUGUCGUUUUCGAAAAGAUAGCGUCCACACGUAGCGUAUUCGAAUCGUUUUCGCCCGUCCUCACUAAAACAGAAAUAAAAUAGCAUCCCUUACAGGGCAUGCGCUGUAUGGUCCAUGUCACCUCCGUUUCAAAAAACUCCACUCUGGGGACAGUUUUCGAAAAUCUACGAGUUUGGUGCCCGAAAACACCGUUUGCCGUUUGUGUGGACAAGCUCCGUUUUCAAAAAUAUCCGGAUAGGUGUGGCCUCAACUGUCGAGGGAGGGAUUUCGGUUGCACGAGUUUAUCACGUGUUGUCUAUUAACAGGUGCAACUGUGUAGCCCUUGUGGAUGGUGUCAGUGACCAUGCUGCAUCCAAGGUCUGGGAGCAGAGAUGGGUCAGAGCAUGCGUGUGCGGAGGCAGUUGGAAAAGACUACCCUUUAAAGAA
This is a messenger RNA of Porites evermanni, 11811 nucleotides long. The record is from the annotation of a GenBank genome assembly. NCBI's taxonomy places the organism in Eukaryota, Metazoa, Cnidaria, Anthozoa, Scleractinia, Poritidae.